Messenger RNA from Penicillium angulare, 348 nucleotides. RefSeq lists its product as uncharacterized. Bases 1 to 348 code for a protein of 115 amino acids. The transcript has a single exon. NCBI's taxonomy places the organism in Eukaryota, Fungi, Ascomycota, Eurotiomycetes, Eurotiales, Aspergillaceae. The record is from RefSeq and is a predicted model, not a curated record.
AUGCUUGUGCGAGAACCUUGCAGCGGCAUAAUACAAAGUGCAGGCGCAUACCACUUGGAGGUCUAUAUCGCUACCGCCGUUAGCGGCAAGGCAGACGACUCUCAUGUCGUGCUUGACUGGCGCCCUGAAUGGGCCCGAACUACAUAUGAAACCAAUCUGAAAAAUAUCUCAUCCAAACCAUACGCGCCAUUUAUAUUUGACGAAUGGAUGAUUCACAAGAGCUCGCUGCCCGCGUUUAUUCAGCCGAUUCCCGAGGCUCAUUUGCUCCCAUUGUCUAACAUCAAUCGUCUGCUUGAACCCGGCUAUCUGCCGGUGGAGACGGGAUUUCACUCAGGCUACGCUGCUUAG